Octopus sinensis (East Asian common octopus) is the source of this 935-nucleotide messenger RNA. Its product is annotated as tubulin alpha chain. NCBI's taxonomy places the organism in Eukaryota, Metazoa, Mollusca, Cephalopoda, Octopoda, Octopodidae. The coding region runs from base 143 to 892 and encodes 249 amino acids. The record is from RefSeq and is a predicted model, not a curated record. Gene Ontology annotation, molecular function: GTP binding; structural constituent of cytoskeleton. The transcript has a single exon. Gene Ontology annotation, biological process: microtubule cytoskeleton organization; mitotic cell cycle. Gene Ontology annotation, cellular component: cytoplasm; microtubule.
AGAGACUGUCGGUUGACUACGGGAAAAAGUCAAAACUGGAAUUCGCAGUGUACCCAGCCCCCAGAUUGCGACGGCGGUGGUUGAGCCGUACAACUCGAUCCUGACGACCCACACGACCUUGGAGCACUCGGACUGUGCCUUCAUGGUGGACAACGAGGCCAUCUACGACAUUUGUCGACGCAACUUGGACAUUGAACGACCGACUUACACCAAUUUGAACAGGCUGGUGGCUCAGGUGGUGAGUUCGAUCACUGCCUCCCUCCGAUUCGACGGGGCACUCAACGUGGACUUGACUGAGUUCCAAACCAACUUGGUCCCCUAUCCCCGAAUACACUUUCCGUUGGCCACCUAUGCCCCCAUUGUGUCGGCUGAGAAGGCCUACCACGAGCAACUGUCCGUGGCCGAGAUAACCAACGCCUGUUUCGAGCCAGCCAGUCAGAUGGUCAAGUGUGAUCCCCGACAUGGAAAAUACAUGGCCUGCUGCAUGCUCUACCGGGGGGACGUAGUUCCCAAGGACGUCAAUGCUGCCAUUGCCACCAUCAAGACCAAGAGGACCAUCCAGUUUGUUGACUGGUGUCCCACCGGCUUCAAAGUCGGCAUUAACUACCAACCACCCACUGUCGUUCCCGGAGGAGACUUGGCCAAAGUUCAGAGGGCUGUGUGCAUGUUGAGCAACACUACUGCCAUUGCUGAGGCGUGGGGCAGACUUGAUCACAAAUUUGAUUUGAUGUACGCCAAGAGAGCAUUCGUUCAUUGGUACGUCGGUGAAGGAAUGGAGGAGGGCGAGUUUAGUGAGGCGAGAGAGGACUUGGCUGCAUUGGAGAAGGAUUAUGAGGAAGUCGGUGUCGAUUCCGUCGACAACGAGGGAGAAGAUGAGGGCGAGGAAUAUUAAUUAAUCUUUAACUGGUCUCUUUCCUUUUUCUUCCUAAUGAUCU